Molecule: messenger RNA, 598 nt
Organism: Vigna umbellata (rice bean)
Lineage: Eukaryota; Viridiplantae; Streptophyta; Magnoliopsida; Fabales; Fabaceae
Source: RefSeq, a predicted model, not a curated record
AUUUGGUUAAGGCUGUUCCUGAUGAGCAUAAGAAAUUUUUGGCUGAUUUGGUUUGGGUCCAUGAAGAGGACGAUGUCUUCAUUAAGACUGAAGAUGGAAGUAAAUGCUGCAAGUUGAUUGCCGUUCAUGCUGGUUUGCAGAAAAGAGUAGCUGUGAAAGAACAGUUAAAACUUUUGAAAGCUCGAAAUACUCGGGAAGGUUGGGUGGAGGCUCUAAGUGGGAGAAAGAGUGUGUUGGAUAUUCCAGAGGAACUAAGUGCAAGUCCAACCAUCGUUGUGAGUGGUCACCAUGACAAACUUCAUAUAGAAGGCUUAAGGCUGAUCAUUGACGAAGGUGGCGGAUGUGAAGAUAAACCAGUGGCUGCAAUUAUUCUUCCUUCACUGAAGAUUAUUCGUGAUACAGAUGUAUUAGCAGAAUAGUUUGAUACUCAUGAUAUUUUUGCUUAUAUAUGGCGUAGUCAAGUUCUUAAGCUUUAGAUCUCGUGAGCAUUAUAAGAGAUGAGAUAUUUGGUGUUGAUAUGAAAUUUAGGUGGUUAAUAAAGCAUGGAACUAUUCCUUUCCCCAGUGCUAUAGAUCUUAAUCCUUCACCUUUUAUGUGA